Molecule: messenger RNA, 2726 nt
Organism: Corvus hawaiiensis (hawaiian crow)
Lineage: Eukaryota; Metazoa; Chordata; Aves; Passeriformes; Corvidae
Gene: HNRNPR
Product: heterogeneous nuclear ribonucleoprotein R
Exons: 11
Coding region: 37-2025 (662 amino acids)
Cellular component (GO): ribonucleoprotein complex; nucleus
Molecular function (GO): mRNA binding
Source: RefSeq, a predicted model, not a curated record
GAAACCCCGCGUGCUGCCGGGGUCGCGCCGCCGUCCAUGAGGAGAAGGAGGAGCGCGCGCCAUUUGCCGUCGCUGCUUGGGCCCGAGCUGCGCCGCGUCGGCCCCGCUCCGCAGCAUAAUAAAAUGGCUAAUCAGGUGAAUGGUAAUGCGGUACAGUUAAAAGAAGAGGAAGAACCAAUGGAUACUUCCAGUGUAACUCACACAGAACACUACAAGACACUGAUAGAGGCAGGCCUCCCACAGAAGGUGGCAGAGAGACUUGAUGAAAUAUUUCAGACAGGGUUGGUAGCUUAUGUCGAUCUUGAUGAAAGAGCAAUUGAUGCUCUUAGGGAAUUUAAUGAAGAAGGAGCCCUCUCUGUAUUACAGCAGUUUAAAGAAAGUGACCUGUCGCAUGUACAGAACAAAAGUGCAUUUUUAUGUGGAGUUAUGAAGACCUACAGGCAAAGAGAGAAACAAGGCAGCAAAGUACAGGAAUCAACGAAGGGACCAGAUGAAGCAAAGAUUAAGGCUUUGCUAGAGCGGACUGGUUACACUUUGGAUGUAACUACAGGACAGAGGAAAUAUGGGGGUCCUCCUCCAGAUACUGUAUAUUCUGGUGUUCAGCCUGGCAUUGGAACUGAGGUUUUUGUUGGUAAAAUUCCCCGAGACCUUUAUGAAGAUGAAUUGGUACCACUCUUUGAGAAAGCUGGUCCAAUUUGGGAUCUGCGUCUCAUGAUGGAUCCUCUUUCUGGUCAAAACAGAGGUUACGCUUUCAUUACCUUUUGUAGUAAAGAUGCAGCACAAGAAGCAGUCAAACUGUGUGACAACUAUGAAAUCCGUCCUGGAAAGCACCUUGGAGUAUGCAUCUCCGUGGCAAACAACAGGUUAUUUGUUGGGUCAAUUCCAAAGAACAAAACUAAGGAAAACAUAUUGGAAGAGUUUGGUAAAGUCACAGAGGGUUUGGUGGAUGUAAUUUUGUAUCAUCAACCUGAUGAUAAAAAGAAGAAUCGAGGAUUCUGCUUCUUGGAAUAUGAGGAUCACAAGUCAGCAGCACAAGCUCGCCGACGCCUGAUGAGUGGGAAAGUAAAAGUCUGGGGAAAUGUUGUUACAGUGGAAUGGGCUGAUCCAGUAGAGGAACCUGAUCCAGAAGUCAUGGCAAAGGUAAAAGUUUUAUUUGUAAGAAACUUGGCCACUACUGUGACAGAAGAAAUUCUAGAGAAAUCCUUUUCUGAAUUUGGAAAGCUGGAAAGAGUAAAGAAGUUGAAGGAUUAUGCUUUUGUUCAUUUUGAGGACAGAGGUGCAGCAGUGAAGGCUAUGAAUGAAAUGAAUGGGAAAGAGAUAGAAGGGGAAGAAAUUGAAAUAGUGUUAGCAAAGCCACCGGAUAAGAAAAGGAAAGAACGUCAGGCUGCCAGACAGGCCUCUCGGAGCACUGCGUAUGAAGACUAUUAUUACUACCCUCCACCUCGCAUGCCACCUCCUAUUAGAGGCCGAGGCCGUGGAGGGAGAGGUGGAUAUGGCUAUCCCCCAGAUUACUAUGGCUAUGAAGAUUAUUACGAUGAUUACUAUGGUUAUGACUAUCAUGACUACCGUGGUGGCUAUGAAGAUCCCUAUUACGGCUAUGAUGAUGGCUAUGCUAUAAGAGGAAGAGGAGGAGGAGGAAGGGGUGGGAGAGGUGCCCCUCCACCACCUAGGGGGCGGGGAGCACCACCACCAAGAGGUAGAGCUGGCUACUCACAGAGGGGGGCACCCAUGGGACCGCCGAGAGGAGCCAGGGGGGGGAGAGGGGGCCCUGCGCAGCAGCAGAGAGGACGCGGUGCUCGUGGAGCCAGGGGCAACCGUGGGGGCAACGUAGGAGGCAAGAGAAAGGCAGAUGGGUACAACCAACCUGAUUCCAAGCGCCGUCAGACCAACAACCAGCAGAAUUGGGGCUCCCAACCCAUCGCUCAGCAGCCGCUCCAGCAAGGUGGUGACUAUGCCGGUAACUAUGGUUACAAUAAUGACAACCAGGAAUUUUAUCAGGAUACUUAUGGGCAACAGUGGAAGUAGACAAGUGAGGAGGGAUUGAGAAUAUUGGAAACAUAGAAUUGGCUAUAGCUCUACAUCUUUCAAAAAAAAAAAAAUUGGCUUAAUGUUUCAUCCUUCAGUAGCGAUUGGCUGCCAUUUGUAUUGGGCUGAAGAAUCACUCUAUUGUGUAUAUACUCGAGUCUCUUAGUUUUCUUUUUUCAUAAAUGCACUUGGACAUUACUGGGCUUGCAGAAUUCCUGAACUCCAUAUGGGGUUUCAGUGCUUUUAUCAUUUUAGGCUUCAUUUUAGCAGUUUAAAAGCAGGAAUGGCACACUGUUCAAUCAUGAUUUUGCAGAACCUCUGGUUUUGGACAGUUUCUUCUUUUUUUUUUUUUUUUUUUUUUUUUUUUUUUUUUUUUUUUUUGGAUUUGGGAUAGACUACAUAGGAGUAUGCUGUACAUAAAAGUAAAAGCUAGUGCUUUGUCUUAGUAGUUUUAAGAAAUUACAACAAAUUAAGUUUUCUUGUAUUGAAAAUAACAUGAUUGUAUGUUUUGCAUUCCUAGAAGUAGGUUAACUGUGUUUUUAAAUUGUUAUAACUUCACACCUUUUUGAAAAUCUGCCCUACAAAAUUUGUUUGGCUUAAAACGUCAAAGCCGUGGCAAUUUGUUCCUUGAUGUGAUUGUAUUUCCAAUUUCUUGUUCAUGUAAGAUUUCAAUAAAACCUAAAAAUCUAUUCAAAACAUUA